Molecule: messenger RNA, 6787 nt
Organism: Myripristis murdjan (pinecone soldierfish)
Lineage: Eukaryota; Metazoa; Chordata; Actinopteri; Holocentriformes; Holocentridae
Gene: map2k6
Product: mitogen-activated protein kinase kinase 6
Exons: 12
Coding region: 250-1323 (357 amino acids)
Biological process (GO): protein phosphorylation; MAPK cascade
Molecular function (GO): ATP binding; MAP kinase kinase activity
Source: RefSeq, a predicted model, not a curated record
ACUGAUCCAAGUUAGGAGGUUUCAGCUGCCAGCCUUGGCCCAUCAUGUAAGUGCUGCGGAGAAUUCUUUGCAGUGCAAUUGCAAAAUUAUCUCUUUCCUGACGCUUCUGCAGGGUGUGCAAUUGUAAUAUCGCUCUUUGCACGGAUACACACGGUUCGGACGCAAAAAGGCUCCAAGUGCAUGAAGAUCGAGGCUUGUAUUUUGCAUCUUUGUUGCAAAGCAAGCCGCUGAAGCUCCAGUGCGAGGGCGAUGGAGGGAGGGAGUGAGAAAGAAGGCAAAGUCUUUUGUGCUUCCCCUCCCCCCCAUCAAAGCAAAGGGGAAAUGUCUCAGCCAAAGGGAGGUAAGAGGAAGCCGGUGCUCAAGCUCUCCAAGGAGGUGUUUGAGCAGCCUCCUCCUACUGCAAUACCCCCCAAUUUGGAUUCGAAAGCUUGUGUAACCAUCGGAGAGAAGAAUUUUGUGGUGAAGGCAGAUGACCUGGAGCAGAUCGGUGAGCUGGGUCGGGGGGCGUAUGGCGUGGUGGACAAGAUGAGACACGUGCCCAGUGGCCUGAUCAUGGCUGUUAAGCGGAUCCGGGCCACAGUGAACACUCAGGAGCAGAAGAGGCUGCUUAUGGACCUGGAUAUCUCCAUGAGGACGGUGGAUUGCUUUUACACAGUCACUUUCUACGGAGCACUAUUUAGAGAGGGUGACGUAUGGAUCUGCAUGGAGCUGAUGGACACGUCUCUGGAUAAGUUCUACAAGCAGGUGAUCGAGAAGGGCAUGAAAAUCCCUGAGGACAUCCUGGGCAAGAUGGCCGUCUCGAUAGUAAAAGCUUUGGAGCAUCUGCACAGCAAUCUGCAAGUCAUACACAGAGACGUGAAGCCCUCCAACGUGCUGAUCAACACGCAGGGUCAGGUGAAGAUGUGCGACUUCGGGAUCAGCGGCUACCUGGUCGACUCCGUGGCCAAGACCAUGGACGCUGGCUGCAAGCCCUACAUGGCGCCGGAGAGAAUCAACCCGGAGACGAACCAGAAAGGCUACAACGUCAAAUCCGACAUCUGGAGUUUAGGAAUCACGAUGAUUGAGCUGGCCAUCCUGCGCUUCCCGUAUGACUCAUGGGGCACGCCCUUUCAGCAGCUGAAGCAGGUGGUGGAAGAACCGUCGCCCCAGCUUCCUGCCGACCAGUUCUCCCCCGAGUUUGUGGACUUCACCUCUCAGUGCUUGAAGAAAAAUUCCAAAGAGCGGCCAAAUUACACAGAACUCAUGCAACAUCCCUUCUUCACCUCCCACGAGGCCAAAGAAACCGACGUGGCUAGCUUUGUGAAAGUCAUCUUGGGGGACUGAGCUGUCACACUUGCCACAGGAGGGAGGGUGGACCUAUUUAACAACAACAAAAAAAAGAUAAAAUAAAGCAAACAAAAGUACCCAUUGCAGCCCAUGUUACCUGCGGGACCCCCAUCCUGCCCUGCCCUACUCCCACCCCUCCCUCUAGGACAGACAGACAGAGCUCAGAGGAGAAGAACGGCCAUCCUGUUGAGGAAGCAGGAGCGAGGAGUUUGCCCCCCUCUCCGCCCUCCCGUCACCACUCCCACCCACCCUCCCAGCCUCCCUCGUGUCCUCUUUACAUUUUGGGAUUGCGGGGGGAAACGGGAGGGGGGACCGGCUUCAGGUUUUGGAGAUGGCCCACACCUAAUCCGGACAAAAUUUGAAGAUGUCUGUAUGCAAAAAAAACAAAACAAACAAACAAAAAAACCUCCCCUAUUUCUUUAGAUGUGUCCCACCUUUGUGCACCGCCUACUACUCAAACAGCAGCUGAUAUUGUUGCUGUUUAUCAGUGAGUUGACCACGUGUGGAUUUGACCUUGUCAUAAUGGUUGACCCUAAGAUAUUUGUUUUUUUUUUCUGCAAAAAAAAAAAAAAAACAGGAGUCAAAAAGAGGUGCAGACUAUAUAUAAAAAAAAGAUGAAUGAUAUAAUUCUAUCUAUGUAUAAUCUAAAUGUUUGUAUACGCAAGCAAGUGUUGCAUUGGUUUAUUAAUUGACUGCAUGUACAGAAUAUAUCUCUGGGUAAAAUGGGCUCUGAUGGCCAAUGAGGAACAGUUGUAGAGUCCGACUCGGUUGAAUAGUCGAUUAGUACAGACCUGGAGACUUGCGGCCUCACUUUGGGCCCACGGCGGUCUGAAGUAGGUACUGCACUUCAACCGCUUUCCCUUGUACACAACAGAGGUCUACUACACGUUUUGGGCUCUGGCUGCCUGUAUGCAUGUGUGUUAGAGUGUAUGUAUGUAUGUGUGUGUGUGCGUGCGUGUGUGUGUGUGUGUGUGUGUGUUACAUACAUUUUCAAGUGAGGUGUACGUUGACAUUGUGGUCAGUUGCAGGAGAGGCGCGCCCAUAUAGUCGCCUCUUCUUGUUGUCUGUACUGAGCCAAUUACAACCCCUCUCCACUCCAUGUUCAAGAUGAAAAGAACUGGACAUUAUUAUUGUUAUUAUUAAUAAUAUUAUAUUAAUUAUUGUUGUUAUUAUUUAGAUCCAGGUUUAUUUCCCCACGGAUUAUUUACUGCAGUUUCCUUAUUUAUUACAACUGCUGUUUUCCCUCUGAAAACUUGACGGAUCCAAUAGAGACUUUUCUUAUAUGUGUUUGUGUGGGCUGUGUAUGUUUUUUUUGUUUUUUUUUUUUUUUUGUCGUGUCAUUCCCUGGCUCAAACAGGUAAAUGCUUUUAAACUGUAACUUGCAAGCCUUCUAUGUGCCUCUCUAUAGUAAAUGACUAAGGAUAUUAAGUUGUUUUAAGGAUGAUGCAGGGAUCUCUACCAACCUCCCUCUCUCCAGUCAGCCAAACUUCACAUCAGCUCCUUCCCCAUUUACGCUCCGCAGGACAAAUCCUGAUUCCACUUGCUGUUUGCCUGUGUUACUUCCCGUUUCUCACUGUCGGGAUGGUAGACGGGUUAAGAUACCCUAGCGCAAGGCCACAAGGAUUUUUUUUCCCUUACAUACAUCUGCUCUCAUCUCUGCCGUUGCCUUGGUUCUUUUGGUUCUUCCUCACAGGCCCGUGGCAGAAAGUAUCAGGCUGCUCGCAGGGAGAGCCAGGCCGACGCCUUUGUGCUGUUCUCUCUGUCAUUAUGCAAGUACUACACUCUGAUGUCAAAAUCGGAAACUUGAAAGAUGUGGUUGAAUGGCAGGGUAUUGUCACAGUUGGAGAAUUUACAUCACUCUCUGCCUCUAAAUAUUUUGUUGCUAGGUUAUCACUUGAUGUUUUCCUGCGCUCAUGUCCAAAUGUGACCAGUUUCGUCUGGUCUCUCCGGCUGCGCUCGGAUUGUAUGUUUCUCACCACACUAAUACUUAAACGCCUGGUUCAUUCGUCAGUGCUUGUAUCAGUAUUUUUCAUACAUAUAUAGUGAUUCCCCUUCACCCCCCCUCAAGCAUCUGUGCUCCUUUUCUGCCACCAUCGUAGUUCUUUUGUCCUGAGUCCAGUGUAGUGCGCUCUGUCAUUUUCAUGGAUUUACAAGGGAGUUUCCUGUUUUAUGGAAGAUAUGAAUACCAGCCCCCCCUCCUCUUUCACCCUACACAACAAAUCCUCUCCCUGCUAGGGCCCAGGUCCCACGGCCUUUGGCAUACUAUCCAGCAGAUAACUGAUGGAGUUCCUCGGGUGUUACUAGAAGAAGACCGGCUGGCUCAUGAAGCUUUUUUCCUUCUGCUUUGCUGUCAUUUUGCUUUCCACCACAGCUCUCAGUCCCUUUCUCCACCCUUACUUCCUCCUGUCAUAUUAACAGAGGUUUCAUCACUCGAGAUGUCGGCCGAUGACACGUGGAGGCUGCAAUCACGCUUUCACCUUCCUUCUACAAAGGGUACAUUUUUGCCACUUUCCUAACUCUUUUCCAGUAAUGCUGGAAGGGUGUGACUAAGGCAGAGUGUAGUUGGUAAACUUUCAGACAAACUCACUGCCAGUUGCUAUUAUGAGGACAUUAAGGGCUCCCUCAUUACUGCAUUUCUGCCCCAACCAAAAGGAGUAGGCUCUUGAGACCACUGGAAAACUUUUCAUUACAUUAUUAAAUUAGGGUUACAUGAAAGAAAGGACCACCACAUUCAAAGGCAGUGUGCCCAGGUUUAUGGAUCAUUGCCCAUCUUUUUCAGUUCUGACUUGGUCCAUCAUUAUCAGUCCUUAAGGCUGUGACAAGCAGAGUACAAGCCACGUCUCUAAAGAGGCCCAGGCUCCCCUUUAUUCCUCAGAUAAUCAUCAUCGUUUUCAUUCACUUAGCCAAUGUGACCAAAGAGCUGGACUAUAAAAGCUGUAGGGACCACAUGGAGCUGGACUCAGGUGUGCAGCCCUCCUACGGCUAACACAGGUGAUGAGCACCGCAGAGAGUACAGUCCAGACAAAUUGACAUAUUGAAAAUAAUGGGCUACUCCCCUUUGAUCCAUCACCACAUGUACGGUCUCAUAGCAGUAAUUAAGGUGUGAAUAGCUUAUAGGUCUUACAAGUGCCUACCAAUGCAUUUCUGUGGUGUACAUUUACAUAGGUCAUUGUGAAUGAUGCUAAACACUGUUUUGUUUUUGUUUUGUUUUGUUUUUAAUCUUUCAAUCCCUCUCUGGAACACACUGACACGGCAGGUUGGUAUGAUGAAGUUUUGCACUGUAUUGUGGAGCCAUAUCACAUAUCACAUACACAGCGGGUGUCCUACUGUAUGGAAACGCUAGUUCAUACUCUGUAAGGUUGCAGUCUUAUGUGGUCACUGUUUGAGCUUAUGCGGAGCAGGUCCCAGUUGCAUUUUGGGAUUUAUGGGAGCUUGGAAUUACAAGAUUCAACCUGACUUUUGCUUUCUUUCUUUUUUUUUUUUGAAAUAUUAUUUUAAAAGGUGCACUAUGCAAAAUUGAGGGUCAUUUGAAGUGAGGGCCGUGAAGACUCAACUGACAAAAAGUGGAAUAAGCCCAUCAGUGAAUAAGGUGACAUUGAAAAACAUGAAUUGCAUGCUUAAUCCAGGAAUUUUGUCAGAUGAGUCUAAACAGUCCCCAGUCUACUAGUGCACCUUUAAUGAAAAUGGAGUUAUCGUCAUAUUUAUUUUUUUCUGAAUGUUUCUGUGUGCUUCUGUGGAGUUUUUCUUUUUUGAUCUUUUGGGCUUAAUUAUUUAAAAGUAAGUAAUUCUCAUUUUUGCCAGAUCUUUGUUGCUCAGUAUUUCAGAGAUGCACUCUACCCAGACAGGACUGUAUGAUUCCAAGCUCACGCGUUAUCAAUGUAAUCGCUUCACUGCAGCGAAAGGCACUGAUAUUUAUGGUCACAACUGACUCCUGUUCGAUAGAUUAAGGCUGUAAUGAGAAUAGAGAGUUGAGUCCAGUCACCUGUCACAUGGCUAUUUCUUGUGUGUGCAUGAUCCUGGAUAUGUGUGUGUGUAUUUGUGCACGUGUGUGCGUAGCUUGUGGCCGUUCAGUGUUUGAGAAGUCUAUUCCAGUCAGUGGGCUGGCCUGAGGGAAGUGCUAUCUUUACCCCUGCUGUUCCUAUGUUCACGCCACUCACUUGGAAGAUAAUAGGGCAAGUCACAUGGCUACGUGCGCUCUCUUUCUCUCAGUCCCUGUCUCACACACACACCGCCCGUCCCUCCAAAGAUCCCAAGGGAAGCAAACCUGCAUCCAGAAAGGUGUUUGUUUCCUGCCUCCCUCUCAUGUCAGGGUCUGUGUUUGGUUGCGAGGGUGACCGAGUGCGAGCAUUUUGUAUUUGUGCUUGUGUCUGCGUGUGGGAAUUCCUGUCCAUGUGUCUAUUUGUGGAUGCGGGCCACACUCACCUGCUGAGUAAACCUCUGUCACUGGGGGUUAACAGGGGCAAGACGUGAGUGGAAACUGUCCUUCCCAGCUGCUGUCACAUCCCACUCAGAGUUUAUCUAAGUGCCCAGCAAGCAAGUAUUAAUGGAUGAUAUUUCAGUAACAUGGAUGCCCAAUUUACCGGAAUAUGAGGCCUCCUUAUCAAAAUAGCUCAUGACUCUAGGGCUUCAAGGUGACAUGGGAAGAUGUACGUGCUUGCUUGGGAAGAAUUGCAGGAAAAAUUGCUCACCUUCUUCCUCAUCGUCAGACAUCUACCAACAGACGAAUCAAAAAUACAACGCAGCCCAUGUAUGAGAAACGCUAUUGCCCUUCCUUCAGAGUUGUAAAUCUUUUUAUGUGACAUAAUUGUGUUAUGCAUUUGCCAGACUAUAUCAAGUGUAAAUCUGUUGUACGUGUGCGCGUGUUUACGUGUGAAAUGUUUGCUAAGGUUUCUUGAAUACUAUGCUUUGUUUUUACCCGACUAUUGCACAACACUCUUCGCUUGAAUGUUCCUGGAGGAGCUGCGGGGUCUGCAGCGUCGCCGUGGAAUAUGACAUUAGUUGUGAAAACUUGGAGCUUUAUGUUUUCUCUGUUGCAGAUGGUUAACUGCUGGUACACACAGCUGUAUGUGACUUCUGAUGUUGCAGUGUUGUGUUCUUUUAUUAGGGGGUUCAAGAGGAAUGUGUCGGGGCAGGAAUGGGUCCUUACACUCAAUGCUGACUGGUCUCAGAAUAAGACGAAUCCAGAGAUGCUACUGUAUGUGAAAGAGGGUCCGAUAAAGUGUGUUCUCUUUUGUUGCUGUUGUUGGGUGGGUUUGGGGAGGGUUACCAUGGCUACAGUUCCUUGCCCCACGGGAAGUGAAGUUCUCAGUAUAUUUACACGUCUCUAAAGCCUCUGCUAAAGACUGAUGACUGUUCAUUUAGAGCUCAAUGAAUUUCUAUAAAUAUUUUAGAUUGCUCAAACUGAUUGUGUGCAAUUGUAAUGAUGGAAAUUCAAUAAAAAAGAGGUAUUUUUACACAAUAA